CACCGCGUCUAGGCGCGUCAUACUGCGCCAAAGACGUCGCGACGUGCCUCGCCGCCGUUCCUGGCUGCGAAAAGUGACGACGACCCGUCGACCCGCGCCCCAGCUGCAAUGAGGGAGAGUUGCGGAGUGCUCGAGGAGCAGCUGACGCCGGCCGGCAAGUCCAGGAACCGCGUCAAGGCGUGGUUUAGGUCCUGGCUCGCCACCGACAAAAGCUCCAAUCGUGGUAAAUCACGUGCUGCUGGAACGAUUCGCGAGCCCGAAGAGAUGCAGCGCUGCCCGUACCUGCACGAGAUGAAGGAGCGUCUCCUGUCGCAGCCUACGCCAACGGACAGCCUGGACAUGGAGCGUCUCGACGGCAACGGAGGAACGCCCAUCAAAGAUCAUCAUCAUCACCACGGGAACAACGAUUACGCGACACACGUCAGCGCCGGAGUAAUACCCGAGCCGCCGGAAAUGCCGCCGGAUUCGUUGAUCGGCACCGUCGUCAAGCUGAACUCGGAUGGUUAUGGAUCUCAUACGUCACCUGCGCAUGUAAGACAACCUCUGGUGCCUCAAAAUUCCAAUAAUCAGCCACUAUGCCUCACACCCACGCAUUCACCACCAAUAAACAGUGAUUUGCCGAAAAAUGCCAAAACGUCCUUGUUCAUAAUAAUGAGCUUCAUCUACGCAAAGCUCUUGGUAGUCGUAUGCAUUGCUUACGUUAUAAGCGAGGUGGUGACACACAAGCUGCCCCUUUAUUACUACGAAGGCUUCUUCACCUACCUGUACGGCGUGAGCAUCCUCUUCCUGCUCUACGUGUUCUGCUUCCUGCUGCAGGAGAGCGCGUGUUGCUCCCGCGGUGCCGACACGCCUCCGCCGCCAAAGCCACCCAAACCUCCAAAGGAACCCAAGGACAAGAACAAAAAGAAGGACAAGAAAGAGAAGAAAGAUAAGGAAGCCAAGAGUAAGAAGGACUUUCAGGAUGCUGCGGAUGUUGAGGCUGGGGUCACCACACGUUCAUUACGAAAACGGAAGACCUCCCAGAACGACUCAAGCCAUGGCAGCUUCUUCCUGCGGAUCGGCGCCAUUGCUUUCGGCCUCGGAACGAUGGUUUACAAUGGAUUGGAGUUUGGAGUUUUCUUCGAAGUGCCACCAACAUCACCUUGCUAUCAGAUUCUACAAGGCGUUAACCCCGUUCUUCAGAUGAUCUUUACUUUCAUGCAAAUGUACUUUAUCUUCAUGAAUUCUAGGCUGAACAUUCAUCGUUUCAAAGUUGUCGCGAGAUUCGGUCUAAUGCACGUCGUAGCCACGAAUCUGUGCGUAUGGAUUCGAACUUUGGUGCUCGAGAGUAUUAAAGAAAUCGCUCAGUAUCACCGUAAUCUGGGACGCGCCGAGGCUGGAAUUCUAGCGAGUAUAAAAGAGCACUCGUUACGGAAUGCCGGUGCCAUCCUCGGAGAACGUCCUCGCAACUUGGCCAAUCUACGUCUGGGCCCAGGCGCGCCAACUCCUUACUCCAAUAAAUUCGCUCGCACAGUAGCUACGACAGCAGCGACUUUCAAUCGUAUGGCUCGCUCCACUGUUCGACCAGUAGCUCGUGCUAUAACUCCCGGCACGACGACGACGACGACUUCGUCGAGUCUGUCGACGAGUACCGAAUGGCCGAUAUCGUCAACAUCUUGGCCACCAUUUACCACGACAACCGCAGCAACUACGUCUACGUCCACUUUAUCAUCGACCAGCUCCUCCACUGCGGCAACGACUCUGUCAACUUUCUUGACGACUCUCAUGCCGACCAGAAAGGACAUCUUAACUUCUUCGAGCAUCGCUUCGACCUCAACCUUAACAUCAUCAUCCACUGGCUUCCCAACAGCGACCUACGCUUCCGACGAAAUUUUCAGCGACUUUGAUCUUCAGUCGGAUAGUAAAAAUAAUAUACCACGAAUUUUCGAUGUGACAAAUGCAACGGCAAACCUUACUAGUGCUGCAAUCGGCAGCAGCAUCGGCAGUCCUCUUUGGAAUCCGAGCUUCAACGUCUAUGCCGAGGCACUAACUGCAAACGAAGCCGGAUUAUUGGCCACCAACUCCUGUGGUCGCGUCAACAUUAUGGGCACGAUUGUCAAGGACGCCGCACCAUACCUAUUUCCAUUUAUUAUCGAGUACAGUUUAAUAGGAGCUGCGGUCAUUUACGUUAUGUGGAAGCAUAUCGGUCGCCAUCCUCGCUGGCCACAUCAAGCUGAAGCUGAUCUCGAACGCAGACUCGAAGCUAUGUUGUCACGGCGCGCCGUUGCUCUUGCUCAUGCAGAUGAGUCGGCUGAAAAUGACGAAUCAGGAAAAGUCGAUAAGCAGGAAGAAGUCAAAGUAGAAGCCAAAGUAGUCAAAGGUCAUGGACGUGUGGACUGCGUGGGAGCCAGUAAAGGACUCUUCUUCGGACUUCUCCUUCUUGUUGGAUCUCUCAUCUGCUUAAUUCUCUUCUUUGUGCUCAUCCAUCAUCCAGAUCUCGGGUUACUUGCUAUUUACUUGGCAGACGUCUCUCACUGCGCUCUUAUGGCCCUCUCGAUCGUCGCAAUAAUCAUCGGCUUCAUACGUGUCCAAAGUCUCAAGUUUAAGGCUGAGGAGCAAAGCGACCUGAAUGAUAUUCUUCUCCGUGUUUCUGCCUUCGGUCUAUUCAUCUAUGCUGUUUUCAGCGUCAUAGCUGGUUCAUUGGCAGCCUUCACUCACGAGCCUAAUCUUCUCGUCAUGGUUACCGGCUUACUCGCCGUAUUUCAGGUUGUACUGCAAAUGCUUUUUAUUGCUGACGUAUCACGCAGGCGCGUUCAUCUUCCUGAGCACGAUCGCAGCAAGCCAGGACGUCAAAUCGUGACAUUCUUAUUGAUCUGCAAUGUCACCAUGUGGGUCAUUUAUACAUUCGAAGCUCAAAAAGUCGCAGCGAAUCCCGUGCAAAUUGACUUUUAUGGAUAUUUGUCAUGGGCUAUUGUGCAGAGGAUCACAAUUCCACUCUGCAUCUUCCAUAGGUUCCAUAGCGCGGUUACGCUUGCAGAAAUCUGGAAAACUAGCUACAAGGCACGCCUCGAAUAAGGCGUUUGAUCAUCAUCAUUAUUGCCAACUGCAUUGAACUAUGAUAAAGGUAAAUGUAAAGAUCUCGGGAAAUUAAAAUGAAAGAGACGGAAUGGAGUGUAACGGAUUUCGAAUAGAGGUGAAUAUUGAUACUUAAUCAAUUCCCUCCUGGCACAAAAAGUUAUUAAAAAGAGGAUCUACUGAAUUGUUGCACACGAGGAUCAAAUAUACAAAAGAUGGCAUUCAAUUAUAACAUGUCAUAGAAAUUUGUAAAUUUAAACUCUUGACAACGAAUUACGAACUCGUCUCUCUUAGCGCUUAGAGAUGCGUUGAACAAUUUUAAUGUAACCGUACACAAUUUGUUUCGCGAACUUCGGUUGUUUUUAUUUUAUACUUUG
Molecule: messenger RNA, 3431 nt
Organism: Ceratosolen solmsi marchali
Lineage: Eukaryota; Metazoa; Arthropoda; Insecta; Hymenoptera; Agaonidae
Gene: OtopLa
Product: proton channel otopetrin-like a
Exons: 10
Coding region: 109-3054 (981 amino acids)
Biological process (GO): proton transmembrane transport
Cellular component (GO): membrane
Molecular function (GO): proton channel activity
Source: RefSeq, a predicted model, not a curated record